UGAGGCUGGAGGCGGAGCAGGAGACCUCCUCCUCCUCCUCCCUCUCCCCGCCCGCCAAGGCGGGAGGCGCGGCUUCAGUCGGAGCCUGGCCGCGGAGAGCGCAGCGAUUGUGGAUUCCUUCUUGCCUCACCAACCCGUGCGACAACCCAUAGCUGAUCACCUUAUAGCUGCAACGUUUUGGCACGUUGAACUAUUUGGCCUGGGAGGUAUGUUCCUGGCAAUUCUAUCAGGUGGAGUUUAGAGGUUGUAAACUCCCAUAUCCGCCGGGAUGGAGAUUCAAUCAAGUAACGCUUGCUCCUUAAGCAUUUUGCAUGAAUAACCAGGUUAUCUCAUUUUAAAGAAGGGUCUCGACCCAAAAUGUGACCUAUUACUUUCUCCAGAGAUGCUAUCUGACCCGCUGAGUUACUCCAGCUUUCUGUGUCUAUCUUCGCUUCAUGGAAGUGCAGAGAAGUAGUUCUUUCCCCAUAGGGCUUGAGCUCCCUGCAUGAAGAUGGAGCGCAGUUGAUGUUAGCGCACUUACACCUGGUUUGGAGGCUCCUCUGUAAAUUUCUGCCAGCAAUAUCUCACCAAGAUAAAGCUUGGGCCUAGCACCAGUCCUUUUUAAGGGAGGGUCAUAAGGAGAGUGGUCCAGAUCAGCUCAGUUCCUCCCAUGAAGCCAGACGAAUGCAGCCACAGGUAGAGUGAGGAGCCUGGAAGAUCACUGAACAACUUCAUUAGCUCAGCCAUGGGUGCUUUGGUAGUUGUCCCGCUGGGCUUAGAGCACGAUCAAGAGCAAGAGGAGAGAGCUGAACGGAAAGCCAGACUUGCCAGGGUGCUCCGGAGGAGGAAAGAAAGAAGGGCUGUUCCCCGGAGGCCCUACAGCCCGAGAGUCUACAAGGAGCCCCGCUCCUACCUACAGCUCUCUGAGGAGCAAUGCAUCCAGAGGUUGAGGUUUUCCAAGGCAGUGGUGAUGGAGAUCUGUCAACUUCUGCAGGCGGAGCUGCAGCCACGCACCCGAGCCUGGACUGCCCUGCCAGUGGAGGUGAAGGUCACCGUCACCCUGAAUUUCUUGGCCUCGGGCUCCUUCCAGGCGGCGGCGGCAGCGGACCUCUGCCACAUUUCGCAGUUUGCGGCACACUGCUGCAUUCGGGAUGUCACGGACGCCCUCCACUCAAAGAGAGAGGACUUCAUCUCCUUCCCCGCAAGCAGCGAUCAACAGACUGAGCGGGCGAAAGGGUUUGCCAGCAUUGCCGGUUUCCCCAAGGUUCAGGGAGCGAUAGACUGCACUCACGUGGCUCUGCGGACUCCCCACGUGAAGCCGGAGCUGUACAGGAAUCACAAGGGCUUCCACUCCCUGAAUGUGCAGCUUCUGUGUGACCACGAGCAGAAGUUCCUCAUGGUGAAUGCCAUGUACCCUGGGAGCACCCGUGACGCAUUCAUCCUCAGGCAGUCCAAGGUGCCCGGCAUGUUUCAGCUACCACAGCACUUGGACGGUUGGCUCUUGGGAGAUAAAGACUAUCCACUCCUGCCAUGGCUCCUCACUCCUAUCCGGUCUCCUGCAAGCACAUCACACUACAAUUACAUCCGCAGUCACAGGGCCACCUGGGGUCUGGUGAAAAAUGCCAUCAGGCUCCUCAAGAUGAGAUUCCGGUGCCUGGACCGAUCCGGCGGCGCCCUCCAGUACUCACCGGAGAGGGUCUCGCGUUUCGUCGUUGUCUGCUGCAUGCUGCACAAUCUGGCCAUUAUGAGGGGACAACCAUUACCCGAUGACCAGAUGCAUCCAGACGAGGAGGACAGCGAAGAUCAUACUGAUGAUGAUGAUGAAGAAGAGGAGGAAGAUGAAGAGGAGGAGGAAAACGUCGAUGAGGAGGAGGAUGGGGAAGCUGGGAAACAGAGGGAGCAAGAGAAUGGCAGGAAAAGAGAGGCCUUGUCUGGACGUACCAUUCGGGCAUGUCUCAUAGCCCAGAGAUUCUCCGGAACUCUGAUGUUUACGCACCCAGGCACAGUGACAUUCCUAUACCCAGUGACGCCAGAUCAUGCCACCGUGUGAUUUUCAAACUGAGACACAGUAGCCAGCAGUGAGCAGUGAAAGUUGCACCAAUUCAGCUCGACGCCAUGACUAACAUUCUCCACUGUACAAGACUUUUGGCAGUCAGUAUUUUGGCAUCAGAAGUACUAAGAUCACUGAUUACAAGACCACCGUCUUUAACCGUAGCAAGUGGAACCUUCCUAUCGAACCUCCUGGUCACUGAGGCUGACGUGCAAAACGCUGGGUCUAAAGUAUCUUAAGGAAAGCUAACCACUUAUCUGCAUGAGGGAAACCACCACCUGGAACACCCAUUCUUGAAUGUGCAAGGGCAACUCUUCAGGAAGAUGCCUGCUAUUCCUGGCUCAACACAUGUAACUCUGGUAACUCUGACCACACUGAACAACAGACUACCUCCUUCAAUAAGACAAUAGCAGCCUCGCCUACAAUACUUUGUGUCAACAUGCCUUGUCUUUGGCUCAGUGACCUCACUAAUUGCCAGCAUGCAAUUAAGUGACGACCUUCCCAUCGCAAGGAAACGUCUCAAUCUCUUCCACCCAUAAAAGUAGUGUCAACCGAGUAUUUGACCACCUGUAAAAUGGACGCCCAAAACUCCACGACAUCCAUGCAUGGAAAAGUGAUUUCGUGCCCGUGUUACCUUUGUAUCAAAAUGUUGGCACUAGUCUGACAACCGAUGUAGUCUUGUACUUCCCACAGGCACUGUGUAGGAUGUGAACGGGAGCUCCUGUGCUUCUCUGCUACUACGUGGGACAGUAAUGACCACAAGGUAACUUUCCUGCAAUACCAUUGCCAGUGAAUUAAAAAUUAAUUAUUGUACUGACCCUUUUCCUGUUGGUUUGCCCUUUCAAUGCCCAUCUCAGCAGCACACCUUAAAACCAGAAGCAAAAGGAACUAAUCUUCAGCAAUAUGUCUGAAAAUGAAAUUAAAACAAUGGAAAUGUACAAUUAAAUACUUCUUAAUGGCAAUGUUAACUAAACCAUGUACUUUUUCAUGGCUGUGUUUUAACUGCCUUUGCCUGGUCUAUUACUACACGUCACUCAUGGUCGAGUUGGUAGAAGGUUGCUCUGUUAUAAUGGAGGAGGCAGCAGGUAUAGGUGAGGGCAAGACUGAGCAGUCUUGGGCUAGGUGACCCAUCCCUGACACUGCACUAUCUUGGCCUGUGAAGCAGUGGUCCAAGUGAGCUGGCUGAGGGGUGGCUUGUGGAAAACUAAUAGUGGGAGUAUGAUUUUUGUGGGGCAGCUGUUUUUUGAUCAACACAUCCAUUCUCCACACAUCCUUCAAGGGAAAUUGGAUGAGUGUGCAGACUGCUGCAGGACAGAUUGCACGGCUGCCAUUACAGCCUUGGGAUCCGUGCCACAAUGGCAGAUGUCUACUGCAGCCCUCUAGUCACAGAGCGAACAUGCAAACUCUACGCAGAGGUCAGAAUUAAACCGGGUCUCUCGCACUGAAGCUGCGGUUCCACAUGGUGCACCAGUGCCGUUUUAAAUACUGUAUCUAAGUCCACAACCUGUCAUCUGAACAGAUUGUACUAGGAUUGCUCAUGCACUGUCCCGGGAGGGAGCAGUUUAGGGAAUCACGGAUCUCAAGAUGAUAGAAGUUCUUCGAGCUUUAUUAUUUAAAAAGUCAACCAACACUGACUCUGUCUGAAGAGGAAAAGAUUUAAUAGGAAUCUGAGGGAUAACCUUUUCACACAAAGGGUGAUGGAUGUACGGAACAAGCAGCCAGAUGAGGUAGUUGAGGCAGGGACUACCCCAACAUUUAAGAAACAGACAGAUACAUGGAUAGGACAGGUUUGGAGGGAUAUGGACCAUGAUAUGGAUAUGCAGAUGGGACUAGUGUAGCUGGGAAGCGUUGGUUGGUGUGGGCAAGUUGGGCCGAAGGGCCUGUUUCCACACUGUAUCACUCUAUGACUGCUGUUGCUCCUCGUGGCAAGCGGCGCAGUGCAAAGAUUUAUAUAUCCAGAGCUGAAUAAGGUCUAUCACAUCUGCAACAACCCUCCAGCAACCCUGGGGCAAGGCUCUCCGUACCAACACUAGGACACUUAGGUCUGUGGAGCACAGCCACUGAAAUACACAAGAAUGAAUGAUUGAUGUAUCUAUUGUUCAUUGCUUUUUUAUGGUUACAAUUAUAAAACGUAGCUAAAAAUGGA
Molecule: messenger RNA, 4175 nt
Organism: Amblyraja radiata (thorny skate)
Lineage: Eukaryota; Metazoa; Chordata; Chondrichthyes; Rajiformes; Rajidae
Product: putative nuclease HARBI1
Exons: 2
Coding region: 725-2029 (434 amino acids)
Source: RefSeq, a predicted model, not a curated record